GUCAUAAAAUGUUGUGAAAAUGCCACAGUCAUUAUUUGUUUUGUAUGAGCAUGCCUCCGGGUAUGGCCUAUUCCGAGUUAAGGAGUUUGAAGAGGUGGCUACAUUUAUUCCGGUGGUGGAGAAGAGUACAGUUGAUGUCAGCAAAUUCCAGUCCAUCGUCAAGCUGGUUGCCUUUGCACCAUUUAAGAGUGGAACCAAUGCACUCGAUAACAUGAACAGUAUCUCGGAAGGGGUUCUUCAUGAGGAUCUACAUGUUUUCCUGGAGUCCAAUGUUCCCAAGGGAGGAAAGAAAGACAAAGUGGUUUUGGGGGUUGCAGAUGCUAAAAUAGGAGCUGCCAUCACAGAAGAGCUUGGGAUUAAGUGCACUCAUAUUGGGGUGGUUCCAGAAGUGAUCAGAGGAAUACGACUUCACUUCCCAAACAUGGUAAAGGGCCUAACAGAGGUGUCUUCAGCCAAAGCUCAACUCGGUCUGGGUCACAGCUACUCCAGGGCAAAGGUCAAGUUCAAUGUCAAUAGGGCGGAUAACAUGAUCAUCCAGAGCAUCAGCUUAAUGGACCAGCUGGACAAGAAUAUCAACACAUUUUCUAUGAGGAUGAGAGAGUGGUACUCGUAUCAUUUCCCAGAACUGGUAAAAAUCAUCUCGGACAAUUACUUGUAUGCCAAGGUGGUCAGGUUGAUUGGGAACAGGAAGGAGUUUACUGAUGAGUCCCUGGAACAGCUGGAGGAACUCGUGAUGGACAGCGGCAAGGCUCAGGCCAUACUGGACGCCAGCCGAUCAUCCAUGGGAAUGGAUAUCUCCCCAAUUGAUCUGAUGAACAUUGAGGCCUUCACUGCUAAAGUGAUUUCAUUAACAGAGUACAGGAAAGGACUGGCUGACUAUCUCAGGAGCAAAAUGAAAGCCGUGGCUCCUAAUUUGGGAACUCUCAUUGGUGAUCAGGUUGGGGCUCGCCUGAUUGCACAUGCAGGCAGUUUAACAAAUCUGGCCAAAUAUCCAGCAUCUACAGUGCAGAUUUUGGGAGCUGAAAAGGCACUGUUUAGGGCCAUUAAAACCAAGGGAAAUACUCCCAAGUAUGGGCUUAUCUUCCACUCCACAUUCAUUGGUCGAGCUGCAGCCAAAAACAAAGGGAGGAUUUCCAGAUACCUAGCCAACAAGUGUUCCAUUGCCUCACGCAUUGAUUGUUUCUCAGAGAUCCCUACUCAGGUAUUUGGGGACCAUCUAAAACAGCAAGUGGAGGACCGCCUUAAGUUUUUGGAUACGGGGGAGGCACCUCAGAAAAACAUUGACGUAAUGCAUGAAGCAGUGCAAGAGGCAGCAGUUGUUCAGGCUAAAGUAGCAAAGAAAGAGAAGAAGAAAAAGAAGAAAGAGAAGAGGAAGUCCUCAGCUGAUGAUACCCUAGAUACGACACAGGAGGCGGAUACCACACAGGAAAUGGACAUUUCACAGGAGGAGCCCAAGAAAAAGAAGAAGAAGAACAAGAGAAAGUCUGAGGGUGAGGGCCUGGAUACCACCCAGGAGAUGGACACCACCCAAGAGGAGGAGCCACCCAAGAAGAAGAAGAAGAAAAAGCCCAAGGUGGAGGCUGAGGAAGAAGAGUCGGAGGAGGAGGUGUCAAAGAAGAAGAAAAAGAAGAAGAACAAGUAAUGGUUUUAAGAUGAGAAGUAUGCUCUCUGACCAGGGAAAAAAUAUAUUGUACAUCUUACUUAAAUGAUGUAAAUGAUUACUUAAGUAAUGGUUUUUUAGAGGAGAAAUGUUUUCUCUAAUCUGUGAGAGAACAGAUUCGUACAGCUUACCAAUUUAGGUUUAAACCCAUAGUAACAUGGAGGAGUCUUCUUUUUAGACAUUUUAUCGGCUUCAUUUUGUUGAAGAUGUGCUAAUUUUAUAAAGAUAAUGCUUGAUUGGGUACAUGCUGUUAUAGUAUAUUCUGUGUUUACUUUGGUUACAGUCUUUUUGUUUUAAUAUGAUGAAAUGUUAUUGUUAAGAUCAAGCAAUAAAAAGAACUUUAAUAGUAACUGUGCAGUAAAGUGUAAUGUUACAUAGUUAGGAAAAUUUCUUGAAAUCAGUUAGAUU
Saccostrea cuccullata (small rock oyster) is the source of this 2068-nucleotide messenger RNA. RefSeq names its product nucleolar protein 56-like. The transcript is spliced from 10 exons. The coding region runs from base 20 to 1642 and encodes 540 amino acids. Gene Ontology annotation, molecular function: snoRNA binding. The record is from RefSeq and is a predicted model, not a curated record. Lineage: Eukaryota; Metazoa; Mollusca; Bivalvia; Ostreida; Ostreidae. Gene Ontology annotation, cellular component: small-subunit processome; box C/D methylation guide snoRNP complex.